UCUAUCCAUGGCGUUCAACCGCACGCUCGUGCCGUACCCUGACUCCUACCAGCACGCCAACACGCCCGACUGCAUAGCGGCGGGCCACAACAGCUCGUGGGAGUGCUUCUUUGCGCCCUUGGUGUCCCCUGCGUGUGAGGCAGUGGUGCGGCGGCUGAUGGCAGCGCCGGGGGGCGAGAACCUGACAGAGUGCACCAAUGUGGACUACAGUGGCCUCGAGACGGCCAAUGAGACGGUGGUGUGCGUGAACCCACUGCGCGUGGACCAACUCAAGCUGGAGUCGAGAGCCACCAGCCUAUGGGGCACGCCGCACUUGGACCGGGUGGACAUGGUGGAGUACAUGGGGAGGAUGGAGCAGGACGACGACUUCAAGAUGCUCGAGGUGCGCUGGUGGCGCGCGCAAGCCACGCGCUUCAUGCUGCGCUGGCCCUCCCCCUACCUCUGCCACGUCAUCAACCGCGUGCGCCACUCCUCCUACGGGCUCCACGCGGCCAUGCACCUGGCUCAGUUCGAGGAGGAGCGAGCGGAGAUCCUAAGCCUCGUAGCUGCAGGGGACCCGGUGCGUUUCCUCGUGAAAGACACGGACGGAAAGGCGGAUCUAGAAGGGGCGGCAAAAGUGCAGGCAAAGACCCUCGCUGAGUUGAGAUUCGGAGGGAAUACUUUAGAGGGGGAGGUGUGGCCGGCGAAAGGGAUGGAGUCGUGUGCGUUUGACUGCGGGCCGAACGGGGAGGGGCGGUGGAAGAGGAAGGAGGUGCAGGGGAUGCUGAAGGGGGUGGGCGGCGAGGUGUACCUGCCGCGGCCGAUGGUGAGCGUGCACGUGCGGCAGAGCGACAAGUUCAAGGAGAUGACGCUGCUGUCCUUCGCCAUGCACAUGUUCUUCACUCACAGACUCAGAGCAGCCGUGCCGGACCUCAAGAACGUGUGGCUUAACACCGAGAUGGAGUCGGUGAUAGAGCAGACCAAGCAGUACCCUACCUGGCAGUUCUUCUACUCCUCCAACCCACGCCUGCCCCUUGACGCCAACGACACGCGCGCGUACGAGUUUUCUCAGGAUGUGGCAGUCAGCCUCGCCAGUGCGCUCAUCGCCUCCGAGUGCGAUUACUUUGUGGGGUCGCUCGAGUCCAACUGGAGCCGCCUCAUCAACGAGCUCCGAAGCACCAAUGGGAGGCUAUACGCCGGGUUCAUUGCGCUCAAUAUAGGCCUCUGGUGAACUGACUUCUGUGUGGAUUCAAAAGCCCGCAUUGCUCCAAGUGCGACUAGUACUUCGUGGGUUCAUUCGAGUCGAACUGGGGCCACCUGAUGAACGAGCUCCGGAUCAACAAUGGGAGGCUAUACGCCGGGUUUAUAGCGCUCAACAUCGGGCUCUGGCGAGGGUGGAGUGGAGUGAGGAGGUGGCCAGCUGUUUUGCACUUGAGGCGCAUCACAGGCCCUAUCCGUGCUUUUGAGAGGUGAGGUGAGGUGAGUUGAUGCAUUGCUGCUAUCAGCGCUAGCAAGGGCAAUAAGUUAGGCGCAACCCAAAGCUGAAGAGUCGUUUGUUGGAGCGGCUCAAGAAUCCUCUAGGUGCACCUCCCCUCAGCCAAUAGGGGGUUGUGGGCUAUGGCUGUACA
Messenger RNA from Closterium sp. NIES-67, 1607 nucleotides. Lineage: Eukaryota; Viridiplantae; Streptophyta; Zygnematophyceae; Desmidiales; Closteriaceae. The record is from the annotation of a GenBank genome assembly.